This is a messenger RNA of Adineta steineri, 984 nucleotides long. NCBI's taxonomy places the organism in Eukaryota, Metazoa, Rotifera, Eurotatoria, Adinetida, Adinetidae. The record is from the annotation of a GenBank genome assembly.
AUGCCUAAUUUAACAUCUUAUCAUGCUCCUUCUAUACAUUCUAAUCGAGAACUUCCGAAAACUUAUUGUGAUCUAAUUCGACAUGAAAUUGAUUAUAAACAUUUUCUUCGUACUCGUAUUGCAAAUAUUCAUUCAUCUUUAUCUUUUACCAAUAAGAAACAUUUUAUUCCAGCAAAGAAUAUUCCUCGACGUAGAUAUUAUGAUCAUAAUCAACGAUUAUUUCAUGUAUAUCAACAUAAUUUACAAUUAUGUAAAAAAAUACUUGAAAUUUGGACAAAUAAUGGUAAACAACAAGGUGGUGUUGAUUGUCAUAAUGAAAAUUAUCGACAACAAAUAAAUAUUUCUCAUUUUCGUUUACGACAAAAACAAUGCAAAGAUAAAAUUGAAAAUGAAAAUAAACGAUUCAUACAUUCAAUGAUAUACCACCGAAAAAAAUAUCAACCAAUACAUGAUCGUUCAACAGCAUAUAAAGAUUUUGAAAAACAUUUAAAAUUACUAAAGACGAUGUCCCAAUAUCCCAAAUAUAUUUUAACAAAUCCUAUUCAUAAAAAUCUAUUUAAUUAUGAUAAUUUACCUGAAUAUGUUUAUUAUAAUUUCAGUCAAUUUUAUAAUUUAAAACCAAAUACAUCUUUACAAACUUCAUGUCAAGCAUUACCACGUUCGUAUAAAUUAAUUAAACAAAAAGCUUCAGCAAAUAAAACAAAAUCUAAUAAACAAAUAAAAACACCUAUGAAAUCUACAUAUGUAGAAAAUUUUAUACAACAAACAUUAAAUGAUGCAAUUUAUAUUUAUAAUCAAUCAUUUCCAUCUGUAUCAACUUCUGUUAAAUCAUUAUAUACACAAAAUAAUCAAAGAUCAAAAUCACGUUCGUAUCAACAACAAAAACCCUUUCAUUCUGUGUCAUGUCGUCAGUUACUUGAGCCUUGGUCUAACACAAGACAACAGAAGAAAAUAUCAAAAAAUAUAAUUAAUAAAGUAAACUAA